AUGCAGCCUGGGGGUGCCCAGCUCGCAUCGCGCCUGGAGGCGCUGGCUGCGCAGGAGCUGGCUGACACAGCUGAUCAGAGAUGCCCCUGCUGUGGCGCAGAGCUGAUGCGGCGCCCGAGGGUUGCUUCAUUAGCAGACCGCUACCGUGAGGGAAAGCAUACAAAUCCACUGCUUCAGGGCUUCUUUCGGGACUGGCCAAAUUCCUGGGAGGCCCUGAUGGGCCCAGAGUUCCAUACCUUCCAUAAGGCACGAAGCCUACAUAAGGAGCUGUCAGAGUCCCUGGCAGUUCUUGACCGGCUUGAAGAGGUAUGCCCUGAGCUGCGGCUUGCUGAUGGGAAGGGUUGGCAUGUCGUUGACCUGUGCUGUGGCAAGUCUCUGACAUGUGCCCUCGCCGCUUCGCAGCUUGCCGAGUUGGCUAUAUCAGCAGUAGAUCGAGUGGGGCCAGAAGGUCUGCCACACUACGCAUGGGCUGGUAUGCUUAAUGUCCAGUACUUGCAGCAGGAUUUGUUUGCUCAGAACUAUACGGAUGUCCUGAGCCACAGAAUUUCUCAGGUCAGCAGACCAGCGGCUAUCAUUGGAAUCCACCUCUGUGGCCGGCUGAGUGAGCGUGCCAUUGAGCUCUUCGAAGGUGUGGAGGAUGUGAGAGUAUGCAUCAUCGUCCCUUGCUGCUUACCACAUUUGCGCCAAGCCCCUGCAUGCUUAAAGCAUCUCUACCGGAAAUCCGUGGCAGACGAAAAGCAAUACGCCGCAUGGGCGGAGUACCUGCAUGGAAGACUGGCUGACGUCUCCGGUGCCACCGUGGAGAUGACAACAGCGCCCCACAUGAAGUCCACAAAAAGGACAAUGAUUGCUGCUGUCAAAAAACUGUGA
This is a messenger RNA of Symbiodinium pilosum, 870 nucleotides long. The record is from the annotation of a GenBank genome assembly. NCBI's taxonomy places the organism in Eukaryota, Dinophyceae, Suessiales, Symbiodiniaceae.